Messenger RNA from Ahaetulla prasina, 2346 nucleotides. RefSeq names its product vomeronasal type-2 receptor 26-like. The transcript is spliced from 7 exons. Gene Ontology annotation, molecular function: G protein-coupled receptor activity. Gene Ontology annotation, biological process: G protein-coupled receptor signaling pathway. Lineage: Eukaryota; Metazoa; Chordata; Lepidosauria; Squamata; Colubridae. The record is from RefSeq and is a predicted model, not a curated record. Gene Ontology annotation, cellular component: membrane. Bases 1 to 2346 code for a protein of 781 amino acids.
AUGGUGGUUAAGAUUCCAGUGCUGGUACUGUUGCAGUCUCAGAUAAUGUACUUGACACAAAACUAUCAGAAUAUUCUGGCCUUGGAAUUUGCUUCAAAGGAAAUCAAUGAAAACCCUCACCUCCUACCCAACAUCACCUUGGGCUUCCACAUUUACAACACCAACUUCAUCGGAAGCUGGACCUAUCGUGGUGCACUGGAGCUUCUUUCAACAAAGGGCAAAUUCAUCCCCAAUUACAAGUGUGAUGGCCAGAACAAUGAAAUAGCUGUCAUUGGAGGACCUCAUACAAAAAUCUCUCUGGAUAUGGCAAAUAUCCUGUGCAAUUACAAGAUACAACAGAGAGGCAUCUGCUUUGACUUCAUUGAAUAUUUCCCCAAGAAGAUCUACAAUAGUCAGUUAGCUGAAAUGUGGGACGAUGGAACUAAAGCAUACAACAUUGUUGGGGCAACCAUGGCAUCUGCUGUAAUUGUUCAAGGUGAAUUUAUGAUUAUGAGAUUGUUGUUCUCUUAUCACGUUCAAACAAAAAAUGAUAAAAUCUGGAUCACAACAGCCCAGAUGGUUUUCACUUCCAUUUCUAUUCAAAGGAACUGGCCUCUACACUUCAUUCAUGGUGCUAUAUCCAUUAUGGUUCACUUAAGUGACUUGGUAGGAUUUCAGGAUUUUGUUAGGGAAAGAAAAUUGGCCACCAAUCCAGAAGAUGGCUUUCUCAAGGGUUUUUGGGAAGAUGCGUUUCAAUGUGCGUUCCCGAACUCUAGUGGAGAAAAGACUUUUGAUGGUAUAUGCACUGGGGAUGAGGAUAUAGAAACUCUGCCUUCUUCGAUUUUUGACAUGAACAUGAAUAGCCACAGUUACACCGUCUACAAUGCCGUCUAUGCUGUGGUACAUGCCUUGCAUGCUCUAUAUUCAUUCAAAAGGAAACAUAUAGUUUUGCCAGAUCUAAGUCAACUGGAUCUUCUCCAUCAAGGAUCAUGGCAGAUAUCUGUUGAGAGCACAUCCCUUGGAGUGUCUUCUGUUGCCAUGGUACUUGCUCUGAUUGAUUUUCCUAUCAUGUCUCAUGCUGCUUCAGGCAUUCUCUCAGCAGCUCAUCUUUGGUUGCAUCAUUUUCUGAGGACUGUCUCGUUUAACAAUAAUGCUGGGGAGCCCGUUUCCUUUGAUGAAAGUGGCCAAUUAGUGUCAGGAUUUGAUCUAAUCAACUGGAUCACCUUGCCAAACCAGUCCUUCCUUAGAGUCAAAGUUGGAAGUUUAGAUGUACAUAAUUCUGAAGAAAUGAAAUUCACCAUUCAGGAGAAGGCCAUUGUUUGGCCCACCAGUUUUAAUCAGGUUCAGCCCCUUUCUGUGUGCAAUGAUCAUUGUCUUUCAGGUCAUAGAAAAACCAUGAAAGAAGGAAAGCUGUUCUGUUGCUAUGACUGCCUUCCAUGUGCUGAAGGAAAGAUUUCAGCACAACAGGAUGCAGAUGACUGUGUGCCAUGUCCAGGAGAGCAAUAUGCAAAUUUCCAUCAAAAUGCAUGCAUUGACAAAGAGAUCACCUUCCUGUCUUACCAAGAACCUUUAGGAACUGUGUCCUUGGUGUUUGCAUUCUCCUUUGCUUUCAUGACAGUACUUGUGCUUGCUAUAUUCAUUAAGCACAAAAAUACCCCUGUUGUCAAAGCCAACAACCAGAGCCUCUCCUACCUUCUCCUCACUUCUCUUCUCUUCUCCUUCCUUUCUGCUUUCCUUUUGAUUGGUCGGCCUACAGUACUGACAUGUCUCCUUCGACAAGUUGCUUUUAGCUUCAUUUUUUCCGUAGCAAUUUCUUGUGUGCUGGCCAAGACGAUCAUUGUAGUUCUGGCUUUCAUGGCCACGAAGCCAGGAUCUGGAAUAAGGAAAUGGGUAGGGAACAGAUUGUCUGCUUCUGUUGUCUUUUCUUGCUCCUUUCUUCAAGCUUCUCUUUGUGCCAUUUGGUUGGCAACCUCUGCCCCAUUUCCACAUUUUGACAUGUAUUCCCUGCGUAACGAAAUUAUCCUGGAAUGUAAGGAAGGGUCGACCUACAUGUUUUACUGUGUCUUGGGCUUCAUGAACAUUCUUGCCCUAGUCAGUUUCUUGGUUGCCUAUUUAGCUAGGAACUUACCUGACACCUUUAAUGAAGCCAAGUUCAUCACCUUCAGCAUGCUGAUCUUCUGCAGUGUGUGGGUGUCUUUUUUCCCAGCCUAUCUGAGCACCAAGGGCAAACACAUGGUAGCUGUGGAAAUCUUCUCCAUCUUUGGCUCCAGCGCAGGGUUACUGGCUUGCAUUUUUUUACCCAAAUGUUACAUUAUUCUUUUCCGGCCUGAACUAAAUAAAAGAGAACAGCUAGUGAAGAAGAAAUAA